AUGGGAAGAGAGCCGCAGCAGCUCCCGGACUCAGGGAACCCACUCGAAAAGGAGGCCAAGGCCCCAGAGGCGCCGCCUUUGAGGGUGACCUUCCCCGACGCCUUGCAGAACCAGAGCACUGUCGAGUCGCUGAAGCUGGAGGUCGAAGAGUCCGCUGAGUCCAUGAGCCCCCGCAAUAUGUGGCAGGCACGUUUUAUCUAUUUGACUUGAUGCGCAGUAGGCCUCCUCUUCGCAGGGUCCGUUUAGUUUCUCCAUGAUUCGCGUUAUCACUUCCGUCCUGGCCGUCUAUCCGAUUGGUUUUUGUUAUACCCGCUCAUACCCUACGUUCAUAUUCCCCAAUAGGUUCUCAGGGAAAUUCCUAGGGAUAGAGCAUUUGAAAUAGGAAAGCAAGGAUACCCCAUCGGUUAGUGCUGGUAACUUUUUUUACAUUCUUCCGUGAGGAAAUCUCCCCUUUAACAGCCUUUUCCUUACGACAGAACUGUAUCGGAAGGAACAUGGAAACUUUGAAACGCGGUAAGUCGUCAUUUCUUGAACAUUGGAGUCUAAUUAGGGACAAUUUAGUUGUUUUUAAGAUUAAUUUUUUUCUGUUUCUUUCCUUGUUCGGUAGUUGACUUGAAGAAAAUGGGAUAACUAAAUUUGAUGCUCCAAAGUUUCUUCAUGCUUCAGAUUUUGUCAGGCCCACUCAAGACAGACUAGAUGUGGUUGGGCUCUAGGAGUUGGGAUUAUACUUUAAUCUAAUCUCUUGUUUUGGUCAUAAAUUUGAGCCUUAGGUCAAUCUCAUUCUAAUGCUCCUUACCUUUGGGAGCCCAGUCUAUAUAUAUCAAACUGGGAAUGUUUGCGUGUUUAGACAAGACUGUUUACUGACUGGCUACUUGGCCGCAAAACUAGGUCUAAGACAGCACCACUUGUCCAGUUUAAGUCUAUACAUUUUGCAAACGUGUUUCUCUUAUGGGUAGGACUUCAAUUGUGUAAGUAUUUGUUUAAUAGACUGAAGAUUUCCUGUCUGAGAAUUCGUAAUGUUCAAUAUUUGAUCUGUGUUUCGAACGGCAAUAAACUUUCAGAUCCAUUACGUCGACCUCAUGCCUGGUCAGUAAAGCACAAUCUCCUUCAUAUCAACUGCAGUGCUUGUAGUCUAUCAUACCGUUGAAUAUUGACUUUAAUAGUUUUCCUCAUCAUAUUUUCAUAAUGUUAAUUGUGCCGAUUUGUUUUUUCCCAGAAAUGUCUGCUUACAUUUUUACAUGGUAUCUAUGAUAACCUUAGCUAGACAUGGGAAACCUCUAUAGAGAAUAGAAUACUUAUUCUCUAUUUUAUUUUAUAAAUUGUUUUCAUCUAAUUGUGCUUAUGCUAGGGAUAUACAAUCAUGUAUUUAGAUAUCCGUACUUUGAUUGCUUGAAGCGUUGGAUACUUGCCAAUUAGGUCUGACUGAGCAGUGCGGGAAUUCCGUUGACUUGUAUGCAUUCUCUCGUCGUUCUGAUUUUGGUGCUGAACGUGGAUGGAUGAGGGAAGGAAAAAUAGUAAUUCUCCCCAUGAAAAGGGGAGGGAGAGACAGAUUGGUUGCUGUUGCUUGGUAUGUCCCGUUAGAUGGUCGGGAGUCCAUUGCAUCCUAGAUGUUAGUGUUUGGGGUGGUCAGUCUGCAUCAUGAUCAUCUUCUAAAAAUUUCCUCUCAAUUUGGGUUAGCAUAGUUGGCGGAGCCUUCUGUCAAAAUAAUUGGAAGGAUCUCUGCCUGCAUGAGGUGGCUGUGGGGGGGUACAAAUUUGUUGGUUAUAUUUACAGUCUUCUUGCUGGAUUCAGUUUUCCUCUGAGGGUUUCACAUUCUCUGUCCGCUCGUUUUGGUUUCUAGUGUUUCUCAAAAUGGGAUCGGGUCAGAAACGGGGUGCCUCCAAAGGCAAAACGAUGGGUUCAUGAUUGAAAAAUUCAGGCGAAAUUUAACUUGCGAUGAGGCCAGGUUUUUUUGGGUGCAUAUUGACAUCUAGGGUACAUUAUUUCAUCAUCUAUUUUUAUUUUAUGGAGAGGAGGGUCUUCCUUCCUACACGUGGACACCUAGAAUACCUCAAAAUAAAAUCAUGCACUCGUGAAUAAUUUCUGAAACAAAAAAAAUUGCAAAUUCGUUGAAGGAAGAUCCUGCGAUGUGUUAUAUAUUUUUUUCCAGUUGGCAUUCCCUCGAAACAAGACAGUUCUGCCUUCCUGACAAACAACAAUCAAUAUGGGUUUGGCUUUAAGUUAGCUCCUGAUCAGAGGGACUGUCCACAUUUGUUGAGAUCUUGCCUUUCAACUUGCUAGAUGACUCCAGAUUGCUGGCGGUAUCUUUAGGAUGAUGAUGAUUAAUCAAGAUCAUGCUUCUUGCUAAAACAAAACUGGGGGGUUAUACCUUUUGGGGCUGUGUUUCCUGAUUGCAGAGCUUUAUACCUUUUGCCAUCCGACUUUGAAACCAUAAUCAGGUCAAUUAUAACUUUCAACUGGAUUGAAGAGGCUGUGGCAAUGAAAGCACAUGAUGCGAUAAUCUCGUCAAGGGUCUUAGUACAUUCGCAUCGUGCGGCUCUUGGAAUGAAUAUAAGGCUGAACAGUUUAAUUUGGUUUAUGUGCGUAGCAUUUACUAGUAAACAUGAGAACGUGGGGCGUUUUCAAGGCGUAGGAUUUCGUUGGGUGAAUUCUGGGCUACUCAGCCAACGUGCAUGUCUCUCAGGAUAGGCAUUCUGCAGGGUUGCACUUAGUUGAGAGUAUCACUAGAGGCUGAAGGGCUAUCUUCUUUUUGAUAAUGUAGUUGGCAUCAUCCGCUCAUUUUUAUUCUAAGUCUUCUCCGUUUCAAUAGGUGGUAUACGGCUGGCAUAGAUAUUAUUCGAUUUUAAGAACAACAGGAGACGACUCCAAUUUAAGCACAAGUCAUGCAUGUAGUACGUAGGGGGUGAAGUUGACGCGCAUGCCGUGAACAUCCUAGAGAUCAACCUUGAGCUUGUUCCUCGCGCCUUGGGCUGGUUCGGUUCUGAAAUAUCUGCUUGGAUCUACCUGUGCAGGUGUACGCUCUCGGAGGCUUCAUGGUCCUUAGCUGGGUAUGGGGUAGAUGGAAGGAGAGGAGAGACAGAAGAGCGCCACCAUGA
Molecule: messenger RNA, 3095 nt
Organism: Spirodela intermedia
Lineage: Eukaryota; Viridiplantae; Streptophyta; Magnoliopsida; Alismatales; Araceae
Source: the annotation of a GenBank genome assembly